AUGGGUAAUGCUAUGUACGCAAAAAGUGUUUAUUCAUCUGAGGGGUCUGAAAUAUUUAGUGAAAAUUUAUCAAAAGAAAAAAGGAGUGAAAAAUCUAUACAUAAAAUGGAAUAUAUAAAUGAUAAAGAAUAUAAAGAGGAUGAAUAUAUUUUAAAUGUAUAUAAUAAAGAAAAUAAAAAUAUACAAGAUAUGAACAAUGAAAAGAUUAAUUCUGGAAUGAAAUUAAAAUAUGAUAUGAAUAAAAAUAAUUUAUAUGUUAUAUUAAGUAAAAAAAAGAGAGUAAAAAGAUUUAACCCAAGUACAUGUUUAUUACGUAAUUGUAUAUAUUAUGUUAAUUGUAAAAUAAAUGAUAAAUAUUUUCCAAUAUUAUUAGAGUUAAAAAAUAAUCCUAAAUGUGCUAUAUGUCUUAUAGAUGAAUCAUGUAAUAUUAUUAAAGAGAUUUUAAUUAAAGAUAUCAAAACAAUUGAAAGUUCAAUUAAUAGUAUUAAUCUAUUUUUAAAAAUAAAUCCUGAAUAUAGUAUACAAAAUAAGUUCAAUUUAAUACGUUUUAUUCUUAAAGAUAAUAAUGAUAAAAUAUCUUUUAUGGAUAAUAUAAAAAUGAUGUAUGGUAUUGAGAUUUUAGAAUAUGGCAUAGUAAAAUAUAAUAAAAUCAGAACUCAAGAAUAUGAAGAAAUUUAUGUUUAUGAAAAAAAUCUUUUAAAUAAAGAAAAUAAUCAAAAUUUAAAACAUAUAAUGGAUAAUGUAACUUAUAAUGAAUAUUAUAAUAUAUCGGAUCUUAUCACAGAAAAUGAAAAUACACAUGAAAAAAAAAUGAACCAAAUUAUAAAAAAUCUUAUACAAUUAGGAAAUAAAUAUAAUCCUAUAAUUAUUUUAGGAGAUAUGGAAGAAGGAAAUAUAAUACGUGUCAAAGAAAUAAAUGCAUUAUCAAAUCGCACUACUAAUCAUUAUUCUUCAAAAGACAAACAAAUAUCUUUUCAACAAAAUUAUAAUUCAUAUGAUGAUUUUACACUUGUUGAAUGGUAUUUAUCAACAAAAAUUGGUUCAAACAAAACAUUUAGAAAAGAACCUAUUUACUCUAGUAAUAAGCUUUUAUUAAAAUCAUUUAUGAUAGGUCAUUUUAUAAAAGUCAAAUUGUCAAAAAAUACUUUUAUUAAAAAUAAAAAAACCUUUGUUACUUCCAUAAGCAUAAAAGGACCAGUUACUAUAAAUGAUAAUACAGCAAAACAAAUAUUACAUUAUUUAUCAAAUGUAAAUCAUUCUAUACAAAUUUUUUUAUCCUCAGAUGAUAUAUAUAAUAUUUUCUUUUCUUCUAUCGACCCCAAAAUUAAUGUAUUAGGUCUAUUUAUAUUUUACCCAUGUACUCUAUUUCUUAUGAGAUCAGGAAUACGAUUUGCUAUCACAUUAAACGGCAAAAGUUAUUCUGUGGAUUAUUUAUGGAAUUCUUUUUAUAUGACCAAGAAGGAUAUUUUAUUUGACAAAUCUCCAGAUUUUAUACCUUCUUAUGAAGACACGCAAGAUAUACACUUGUACUUCAUAACAGCUAGUACUAAUGGACAAAAUGUUAAAUCCAUAAUCCGAACAAAUUCAACUGAUGAAAAAAAUUAUAUAUAUUCAACAGUCUUCUUUUAUAAACAUCAAAAAAAAAUAAGGUCGUUGAAUGAAUUUUUAAGGGAUUCUUUGUCUGGCUCAUAUAAUAAUUUGAAAAAACGAUUUUCUAAUAUUUUUAUGGAAAUCAAUGCAAAUGAUUUAAGCAAAAUAGAAUCGAUGAAUUAA
Molecule: messenger RNA, 1773 nt
Organism: Plasmodium falciparum 3D7
Lineage: Eukaryota; Apicomplexa; Aconoidasida; Haemosporida; Plasmodiidae
Source: RefSeq, a predicted model, not a curated record